Molecule: messenger RNA, 1580 nt
Organism: Alligator mississippiensis (American alligator)
Lineage: Eukaryota; Metazoa; Chordata; Crocodylia; Alligatoridae
Gene: SMARCB1
Product: SWI/SNF related, matrix associated, actin dependent regulator of chromatin, subfamily b, member 1
Exons: 10
Coding region: 82-1242 (386 amino acids)
Biological process (GO): chromatin remodeling; regulation of transcription by RNA polymerase II
Cellular component (GO): nuclear chromosome; nucleus
Molecular function (GO): transcription coregulator activity
Source: RefSeq, a predicted model, not a curated record
CACUGAGAGCGCGGAGCAGGCCGCAGUCUACCCAGCCCAGCUCGAGCCGCUGCCGCGUCCCGUCCCGUCCCCGCCGCCACGAUGAUGAUGAUGGCGCUCAGCAAGACGUUUGGGCAGAAGCCCGUCAAGUUCCAGCUGGAGGAGGACGGCGAGUUCUACAUGAUCGGCUCCGAGGUGGGGAACUACCUGCGCAUGUUCCGGGGCUCCCUGUACAAGCGGUACCCCUCGCUGUGGAGGCGGCUGGCCACUGUGGAAGAGAGGAAGAAAAUCGUCGCAUCUUCUCACGAGUCACAGCGGUCUCACAGUCCCAGAAGAUAUCACGGUUAUACAACGUUAGCCACUAGUGUGACACUCUUGAAAGCAUCUGAAGUGGAAGAGAUCUUGGAUGGAAAUGAUGAAAAAUAUAAGGCAGUGUCUAUCAGCACAGAGCCUCCCACCUACCUCAGAGAGCAGAAGGCCAAGAGGAAUAACCAGUGGGUGCCCACCCUGCCCAACAGCUCUCAUCACCUCGAUGCUGUGCCGUGCUCAACCACCAUUAACAGAAACCGCAUGGGCAGGGACAAGAAACGGACCUUCCCACUCUGCUUUGAUGACCAUGACCCAGCAGUGAUCCAUGAGAAUGCGUCGCAGCCAGAGGUUCUAGUUCCAAUCCGGCUGGACAUGGAGAUCGAUGGGCAGAAGCUCAGAGAUGCAUUUACGUGGAACAUGAAUGAAAAGCUCAUGACUCCAGAAAUGUUCUCAGAGAUCCUCUGUGAUGACCUGGAUUUGAACCCACUGACCUUUGUCCCUGCCAUUGCCUCUGCAAUCCGACAGCAGAUUGAGUCCUACCCAACUGACAGUAUCCUAGAGGACCAGUCAGAUCAACGAGUUAUUAUUAAGCUAAAUAUCCAUGUAGGGAAUAUCUCCCUGGUAGACCAGUUUGAAUGGGACAUGUCGGAGAAGGAGAAUUCACCAGAGAAGUUUGCACUGAAGCUGUGUUCAGAGCUCGGGCUGGGCGGGGAGUUUGUCACCACCAUCGCCUACAGCAUUCGAGGACAGCUGAGCUGGCAUCAGAAGACUUAUGCCUUCAGCGAGAACCCACUGCCAACCGUGGAGAUCGCCAUUCGCAACACCGGCGACGCUGAUCAGUGGUGCCCCCUGCUUGAGACCCUGACGGAUGCAGAGAUGGAGAAGAAGAUCAGGGACCAGGACAGAAAUACAAGGCGUAUGAGACGUUUGGCCAACACUGCUCCAGCCUGGUAACCUCCCCCAGCAUGACUAUGGUGCUCAUCCUACAGGUUCUAUCCCUCCUCCUCUCCCCGGAAGGAACUGGGACUGGCAAGGGUUCGUCUCGCAUCUUUUUGUCUCGGAGCGGGGACUCACAUUCCACUUGCCGAGUAGUCCAUUGUACUGCUGGCUUCUACCCCCACCUGUUUGCUUUCAUGCCAUGUGCCAAGAAGGUUGCGGUAGCACGUUAGCCAGCUGAGACCUGUGGCAGCUGUCAGAGCCCUCCUGUACCUGUGUGGACUGUGUAAGGAUCUUUUGUAUAGGUGCAGUAUGCACUGUUAGGAUAACUUUUUAAAUAAAAGGAAUGCGUAACA